Messenger RNA from Periconia digitata, 719 nucleotides. The record is from the annotation of a GenBank genome assembly. NCBI's taxonomy places the organism in Eukaryota, Fungi, Ascomycota, Dothideomycetes, Pleosporales, Periconiaceae.
UCAUACAUCGAAACCAGAUUGGAAUCCAGACUAGGCACCCCCAUUCCACACCAAACCGGCCAGAUCAAAGAAAAUCAGAAAAAAACAAAAAUAAAAUCACGACCAUGUCCCCCACGGAAUUCCCGAAAUUAUCAAACCUCACCGCCCUUCUCCGAGCACAAACCGCCUCCCCAUCACCAUCUCCAUCCACCACAGCUGGAAACCCCACGCUCUAUCGAUGCCCACCACAAACUCACACCCGCCUCCAGCACCUAAAUGUCGCAGAAGUAGUAACUCUCUUCACGCCCUUCGUCCCACAUCCACCCAACACCACUCUCGACAAAAAUAUGGACCCUUUUGAGCCUCUCGGUCGCGCUGUCCAUCGGCCUGUUCGCCACAUCCCUUACCGUCUCGAUCACGGCAUGACGGAGACGCACGGCGACUUCUUAUCUGCUAGUGGCGCUAUCAUGCUCGUCGUAUGCGCGGCUGCGAACGUGCGCGCUGUUUACCCGCGGGCGUUUGAGCAGCAGGUGCGAUUCUGCAGAGAUGUCGUUGAGAUGGUGGGUCGUGGGGGUCAGGCGAUGGAAAGCGUGCCGGUUGUUCUCGUGCUUAUUUCUGAGGAAGGUACCGUGAGACAGAACUUUCUGGAUCAAGUCAGAGAUUUCGAUGUAGUCUGUUGUGUAAAUAGUUACCAGCCGAUGGCGUUGGCAAAUUCUGUGAGGAUUGUAUUUGGGCUAUGA